AUUUUGUUCACGCACACAAGGCGUGAUUCAUAGCUGGCGCACCAGGGCCCGACAGAGGGCGUCGCGUCACCGAGGCGGGGGGGACGGCUGCCAGCAGCAGCGCCCCGCACCGCACCGCCGCACUCCAUCACCGGACACAGCCGACGACGCGCGCGCAUACCUAUCUUAGUUUUCCAACAUUUGUACUGUCCAGUGAACCAAUAUAUUAUGUACUAAGUGUUACAGUCCACUUUUCAUUUAAGUACCUUUAGUUAGGUCCCCUACAUUUUGGUCACUUCGGCCUUCUACAAUUUAAAUCCGCGUAACGGGUUUCUACGAACAAAGAAAUCGUUCGCGCGGUGACAGUACGAGGCGACGUUGGUGGACUUUGAUACGAGCGACGAGUCUUCAAAAGCGCCGUGUCACUACAAGCGGCAUUCGAGAGAAGAGAAGUUUGGAGUUGGAGUCGUCUAAAUACGUAGAACGAGGAGAGGACGUCUACGAGUUCCCGAAGUCUUCACGUCGACGGUGGUCAAGUCUCGACUUAGUUGGUCGAACACGCCGGGUCAUCUACGUGCUUCGUGGGAAUCAACACAGUUCGCCUUGUGGAUAAAGAUAAGCAUAUUUGUGUAUCGUUCCAAAUUCCUUUCUUUAUAAUUUCCGUUACAAAUUCAAAUUUCAAAAAUUUCCGUUGCAACCGUUUUCAGUUCAGUUUCAAAUUUGAGCAAACAAGUGAUUAUUUAAAUCAUUUUUAAGUCUAUUGGCAUUAACGCGCAUUCAUUCAGUGCUGUAUGGAAUAGAUUUCUUAUCGGUUUACCGUUUAAGUUCUUUGCUAAUGAGCUAACGGUCACGAGUCACGAGCCUAUUCGUAUUGAAACAUCUGGUUGCUACAUUAGUCAUCACUUGUGCAUUUGCUUAUCGCCUUAUCUGUUAUUCAAUCGCAUUAUUUCAUAACAUCUUUUGUAUUUUUUAUUUUCAAACCACCUUCUUAUAAUGGCUAAUGAAGAUUUGUUAAUAAGAAAACGCAGUGCUAUUAAAGCUAAGCUUACGAAUUUUUGCAAUCAUGUUAAUGUGCUUAUGAGUUGCGAUUCAUUAUCCAGUUUGCAGCGUAUUGAGCUAGAGGGUCGCCUUCGUAAAUUUGAUGCUUUAUACGAUGAAUUUGAUAAUUUGCAGUUGGAGAUCGAGGUGCUCUCGGAUAAGCCAGACGAGGCGUACGGGGAACGUGCCAAGUUUGAGGAGCGGUACCACGCGGUGGCAGCUCAGGCGCGCAGCCUGCUUAUCAGCGCUGAUGCCGGCGUUGACGGCGGGUCUGUAGCGGGCUCAGCGGAUAAAAGCACAGCUCUGGUGACAGUGGUCAGCACCCGAGGUGAGAAGUUCGACGCCAGGAUCCUGCUGGAUAACGGUAGCACAGCUAAUUUUAUCACUGAAACACUGUGUCACAAGCUGGGAUUGCCUAGACGUAACGUUAACUCCACGAUAUCAGGUGAGUCGUACGAGAUGGCUAAGCGGCGAUUUCUAUCAUUGGAGCGUCGUUUUCUUCGUGAUCCAAGUUUCAAGGAGCGUUAUGUUGCCUUCAUGGAGGAGUAUGAGCGUCUUGGACACAUGACAGAGAAUCCAACGUCUAGGAAGCCACAUUCAGGUGACGAUAUUGAAUAUUUUUUGCCUCAUCAUGGGGUCAUCAGAGAAUCCAGCUCGACCACGAAACUACGGGCAGUCUUUGAUGCUUCAGCGGCAACCACGUCUGGUGUGUCGUUCAAUCAAAUCCAGAUGGUUGGCCCGACUAUCCAAGAAGAUCUUCUGUCAAUUUUACUAAGAUUUAGGCAAUAUAAGUACGUUAUAUCAGGAGAUAUAGCUAGAAUGUAUCGUGCUGUUGCUGUAACACCGUCGCAACGUCCAUUGCAACAAAUUAUCUUCAGGACUGAUCCUAAGUUACCGUUAAAGACUUAUUGUCUAAAUACUGUUACCUAUGGCACAGCUUCUGCUCCGUACUUAGCAACAAAGUGUUUAGUGAGUUUGGCUAAUGUUGCUACAAGUCCUACCGUCAAGUCUUCAAUUGAGCGUGAUUUUUACAUAGAUGACUAUCUUUCAGGCGGUAAUUCGGUUUCAGGCGUAGUAGAAAUGGUCAAGGAAGUUAUCUCUGUGUUAGCGUCAGCGAAUUUUCACAUACGAAAAUGGCAAUCUAAUAGUUCUUCAAUUUUAGACCAGGUUUGCGACAGCUCAACAGUUGUGGAUUGUCUAAGAUUGUCUGAAGAUAAGAACGCGUCAUCAAAAACAUUAGGGUUACGCUGGGUGUGUGAGGCAGAUUAUUUGGCAUUUUCUAUUUCUAUUGAUGAUAAGAAACAAGUUUCUAAACGCCAAAUUUUGUCAGUCAUCAGUCAAAUAUUUGACCCAUUAGGCUUGGUUGGUCCAUGUGUAGUCGAGGCUAAGAUUGUCAUGCAGAAGCUGUGGUUGGAUAAGUGUGACUGGGAUGAGCAGGUGCCAGAGUCUAUAUGCCAUUUUUGGAGUAAUUUUGUUAACACUCUUCCAAGUUUAAACAAUCUACGCAUUCCAAGAUGGGUUGUGUGUGACAAUGCUAUAUUGCAUGAAAUUCAUGUUUUUACAGAUGCCUCUGAGAGAGCCUUUGGUUGUUGCGUAUAUCUUCGGUAG
Molecule: messenger RNA, 2625 nt
Organism: Helicoverpa zea (corn earworm)
Lineage: Eukaryota; Metazoa; Arthropoda; Insecta; Lepidoptera; Noctuidae
Exons: 3
Coding region: 973-2625 (550 amino acids)
Source: RefSeq, a predicted model, not a curated record